Messenger RNA from Malus domestica (apple), 1117 nucleotides. The record is from RefSeq and is a predicted model, not a curated record. NCBI's taxonomy places the organism in Eukaryota, Viridiplantae, Streptophyta, Magnoliopsida, Rosales, Rosaceae.
CUGCUUCUACUUCUUCAAAGUUUGUAGGACUCGAUCAGAUUUAGAAUGGGGUGCGUCGGUCUUGAGGAGAUACCCUUGGUUUUCUGACCAAGUCUUUCAAGAUGCUCCUGGUGAAGAUGCUACCCCCUCUUGCAGGGAGAAAUUCAUUAGCUGCAUUCAACCGAGAGACCUGGGCUGGGGAGUUCGGGGUAAUAGAUAUGACCGAGGUUUGAAGGUGUAUCAUCCUAACUUUUGCAGCAGGCAGUUAGGAUUCAGGCAGGCUAUUCUCGUCCCGUUCUUCGAUUCUAUCCAUUGUGGCACUUCAUUUUGACUACCAACUCCCUCUGAGGUGAUCUUCCGAGCUGCCCGACGCAGUCUUGACGUAAUGAGUCAGGCUUCCCGAAAGUCCAUCAUCCUCAACUUUGAAUGUACUUUGCUCUUCUCUUCUUGGUGGAAAGACAGAUGGACCAAGAAGUAUGGAGGAGAUUUGAAAGAGACUCAUGACCGCCUUUUCAGUCAACUUUCUCUUAAGUCAUACCCCGGCUCGGGCGAGCUUGAAAAUUGGAAGGAGAUGAUCCAAGAGAAGAAUCGGUCACUUCUGAUAGCCCUAGUGGAUGUUGAAUCAGAAACCAUUGAGUCCGAGGAUGACUCAGCUGAUGCUGCAGUUCUCCAUGGAGCUACAACAGAGGCUGAAAGACGAGAAGCUGGGGAAGGUGUGGAUGUUUCGGAAUCCUUUGGAAAUUCAGGAGCUGAAGAAACACCCGAGGCAAUUAUUAAAGCACCCAAGCGAAAGAAAGCGGCUGUGAUCGAGGCUUCAGAUCCUGAUCCUGCACUUCUACCCAAAACCACACGACCAACUCUUACUAGAAAGAGUAAGAGAGCAAGAACUGUCGCUCCUUCUAAGUCAUCAGCCCCAUCUGCUCCAGUCCUCGAGGCAGGCAGAAAGAAGCAACAAUCUUCAAGUAAGUUUCUGUUCUUCUUUACCAAACUGCUACCUUUCUCCUUUAUCUAAUUGCUUCUUGUUUUCCUCGAAAAACAGGACCUCAAGCAUCUAAGAGACCAAUCAUUGCUUCUAAGGAGGAACCGUUAAGAGCUGCCAUGCACAAAAAGGCUGAAGAACUGCAAAAUACCGCCCUUA